AUCUGUAAAGCACGAGGGUCCCGCUCAUUCCUUCCGAAUAUGUAUAUUCUGUAUGCUGUCUUUAAUGAAGAUAUGAAUGCUUAUGUGUUCACUGGGGCGUACGGAAACGUCGCGUGGUGUUUUCUUUAAGUGUUUUUUUUUUCCACUUCGCGGUUUCAAAUAUCCCGUGUGGCAGAACUUUCGGAUUUCAAAGGGGAAACUGAAACGAUAUCCUGAAGUGUGUCUUUAACGCAGUCGGAUCGUCAAACUCAAUCCACUUCCAAGCGGGACCUGCGCACUGAGUGUGUUUACCGAGUGUUUCCGCAGAAGCGCACCUGGGAGCUCUACCUGCCGCUCAAGAUCGGGAGAUCGGAAGAAUGCGAAAAAUCCAGAACAGGAAUUGGGAAUAAAGUGUACAAAAAUGAUUUUGACAUGGAAGAAUCAAACAGCUGUUCCAUUGUAAUCAUGUUGCACUUUACACAAAUGUGGGUGCCGUUUUUUUGCUUAUGAUUUAUUUUUGGCAAAAUGAAAAGCUGAAAGUUUGCUUCUUCUUCUUCUUUUUUUUUCGAGCGAAAGGGAAGGAAAGCGUGACGAGCAAUAAAAUGAAACCAUUGUUGUUUUUGUUUCACGCGAUUUUCGGCCUCGUGUGGAAUAGCUGGGGACUUCUGGAUUGCGUCCACUGCGGAUUAGGGGACAAUCACGUCCACUCGAGUUUCAUUUACAGGAGGCUGCGCAACCACGAAAGAAGGGAGAUUCAAAGGGAGAUCCUGUCCAUCCUGGGUUUACCUCAUCGACCCCGUCCCUUUUCACCUGGCAAGCAGGCAUCCUCUGCGCCCCUUUUUAUGUUGGACCUCUACAAUGCCAUGUCGAUUGAAGAAGAUGAUGGCAUUGCGCCCAGCACCGGCAAAGGAUCUUACGGCAAAGGUGGCUCGAGGAAAGGAUAUCACGCGGUGCCCAAUGGCUACUCCCGUGGUGCCCAGCCCUACAGGGCAUCUCCGCUGGUCACCCAGACACCUCCGUUGGCGAGUUCGCAUGACACCAACUUUCUCAAUGACGCCGACAUGGUGAUGAGCUUCGUCAACUUGGUGGAGCGAGAUAAGGACUUCUCCCAUCAGAGACGGCACUACAAGGAGUUUCGUUUUGAUCUCACCCAGAUCCCAGACGGUGAAGCCGUAACAGCUGCCGAGUUUAGGAUUUACAAGGAUCGAAGCCAUGCGCGGUAUGAGAACGACACUCUAAAGAUCAGCAUCUAUCAAGUCAUCCAGGAAUACCAGAACAAGGAUGCAGACACCUUCUUGUUAGACUUCAGGAAGAUAAAAGCAUCGGACGGCGGCUGGCUGGUCUUCGAUAUCACUGCGACUAGCAACCACUGGGUCCUGAAUCCUCACCAGAAUAUGGGGCUUCAACUCUGCGUGGAGACAAUGGACGGUCGCAGCAUCAACAUCAAAUCAGCUGGCAUCAUCGGGAGAAACGGGCCUCAGUCGAAACAACCCUUCAUGGUGGCCUUCUUCAAAGCAAGUGAAGUUCUGCUUCGGUCGGUGAGGGCAGCAAAUAACAAACGGAAGAAUCAGAACAGAAGUAAAUCUCCUGGGCAUCAGGACUCGUCACGAGUGCCCAAUGCAGGAGAUUAUAACACCAGUGAACAGAAGCAGGCCUGUAAGAAGCACGAACUCUACGUCAGCUUCCGUGACCUCGGGUGGCAGGAUUGGAUUAUUGCUCCUGAGGGAUACGCGGCUUUCUAUUGUGACGGAGAAUGCUCGUUUCCUCUCAAUGCCCACAUGAAUGCUACAAAUCAUGCCAUCGUGCAAACCCUGGUCCACCUGAUGUUUCCAGAUAACGUGCCGAAGCCUUGCUGCGCUCCCACCAAACUCAAUGCCAUCUCGGUCCUCUACUUUGACGACAGUUCAAACGUCAUCUUGAAGAAAUACAGAAACAUGGUGGUCCGCUCUUGUGGAUGUCAUUAACUGGACCUGCUGGGAGUUUUCUUUAUAAUGUUACAACAUUCAUAUUUCUUAUCAUAAUUAAAAAAAAAAAAAAAGAAAAGAAAAACGAGAUUCCACUCGAAAGAUCUGAACGUAUGUAUAGUGUAAUGUAUAUAACAGUUUCUUGGUUUUGUUAUUUAUUUUAUAUUUUAUUUAGAGGUUAAAACGUUGAGCUUUAAAUUCACACAGUGUCCUACAGAUGAAAAAAAAAAAUAAGAUAAGAAACAGAUUGAACUAAGAGCUCACAGACCUUUAAGAAAUAUGCCACCCAAAAAUAAAAUCAUAUUUUUUUACGUGAUACUUACUCCAUGUUGUUGGUAGCGAUGGCUGAGAAAAUGUUUUCAUGCAGAAUGGA
Erpetoichthys calabaricus (reedfish) is the source of this 2316-nucleotide messenger RNA. RefSeq names its product bone morphogenetic protein 5 (gene bmp5). Gene Ontology annotation, cellular component: extracellular region. The record is from RefSeq and is a predicted model, not a curated record. The transcript has 7 exons. The coding region runs from base 486 to 1943 and encodes 485 amino acids. Lineage: Eukaryota; Metazoa; Chordata; Cladistia; Polypteriformes; Polypteridae. Gene Ontology annotation, biological process: SMAD protein signal transduction. Gene Ontology annotation, molecular function: growth factor activity; cytokine activity.